AUGGCAUUUAGAGAUUAUAUCGGACUUUUGAUAUCGAUAUCUACCGCUGCCGCAAUGUUUUGGGGUUGUAGUUUUGAAAUUCAGCAAAUUAUGAUGGGAGAAUUAGUUACAGCAGCGGGAGGAAAAUACAAGUUUCUGACGAUAUUGAAUAUGUAUUUACAAAUGUUUUAUUAUAUUUUGUGUAUAAUUAAUUUUUUCUUUGGUUCGAAUACGAUUGAAUUAGAAAAACGAACGAAAUUACAAAAGUUAAGAGAUUUUCUCUUUGCUGGUGUGGUGUUUCCUAUCGGAACUUUCGUGUGUAUUUCAUUUUGGGGUUUAUAUCAUUUUGAUCGAAAAUUAAUCUACCCGGAAGCAUUGGAUAAGCUGGUUUCUCCAUUACUCAAUCAUGUCAUGCAUACUGUACCUGGAGUGGCCAUAUGGCUUGAAAAUCUUUUUCAUUAUCAUCGUUACCCAUCGCGAUUAGCUGGUUUCUUGUGUCUUUUAACUGCAACUGGUGCAUACACUGCAUGGAUCCACUAUCUUCAUCAUCUUCAUUGGUUGGAAUUUAAAAUGAGCCUUUGGGUAUAUCCAAUCUUAAAUGAACUUUCAUUUAUGUAUCGUUACUUAUUCUUCCUUGGAUCAACAUUAUUCAGUGUUGGACUGUAUCUAAUCGGGGAAAUGUACACAAUCUUUUUGACAGGUUUACGAAUAGAAAAUGCUGAACGAAAGAAAAAGAAAAAUCAAUAA
Adineta ricciae is the source of this 726-nucleotide messenger RNA. The record is from the annotation of a GenBank genome assembly. NCBI's taxonomy places the organism in Eukaryota, Metazoa, Rotifera, Eurotatoria, Adinetida, Adinetidae.